Messenger RNA from Danaus chrysippus (African queen), 1371 nucleotides. Lineage: Eukaryota; Metazoa; Arthropoda; Insecta; Lepidoptera; Nymphalidae. The record is from the annotation of a GenBank genome assembly.
AUGUAUAGCAGUGUGAAACCAAAGUUAGACACAUUUUUCAUAAUCAAUCCCAAUAGCAUUGAUAUUAAAGUUCUCGUUUCCAUACAUGGGUAUACAAAAGCAGAUCCAAUACCCGGUGGUUGCAAUAUGGAAUUUAGUCUGCCGAUAUCACCAUUUAUGUUGUCUUCAUACGACAAUGACACUAUAAUGGUUGAUGCGGCCGCUGCCAAAGAUCCCUCGGACAUCAAUUGCAAUAGUAUAGACAAGUCGUUUGUUAAUUUCUACAAAAUGUAUUUACCAGAGAGAGAUUUUGAUCCUGAUACAUAUUAUAUGGGAAUAAUUAAUAUGUUGACGUUGGAUAAAAUACAAGAUUAUGGUGAAUAUAUUCCGUAUACGGGCUUACGUAUGCGUCGUAUGUUAAGCGCUUAUCCGGGAACUGGUGCUAUAUACGUUGCGAUCGCGUUCAGCUCAAAGAAUACGAGUGCGUAUUCUGUUUACGUGCCGACGUAUUCGUAUGCGUGCGAUCCGUUUGUAGAAGGCGGUUGUGAGAUCAUGGACGACUUCUUUUCCCAAAUAUUAUGUGCAUCGCUGACGUUCGUCGGUCUAUUCGUGUGUUUUUUCGGACAUAGAUUUUUUAAAACUGAAAUGUUUCUGGUUGGCUUCGUCACGGGAGUUGUCAUUACAUACAUUCUGAUAUCUUUAAUGGCUGAUUUGAAUAGGGCAGCACUUUUAGGAGCGUCAGUAUUAUCCGGAGUAUGUUUCGGUUCAAUUUGGUUGCUUUUCUGGUGGUUCUAUGGCAUACCAAUAUUCGCUGUCUUUCUGUCAACAUUGAAUGUAGGCUUUCUAUUUGCCGCUAUAAUAUAUCACGGGUUGCCAGGUGGUUUAACAGAAUUGGAAUUGGAUUUGAACUUUUGGACUCUUUUUAUUUUUAUAAUGCUACUGACAGCGCUUCUGUUGCUCUCUAUGACGUUUCUAUCUAACAUACUGUGUUGUGCGAUACUCGGAGCGUACGCGACUGUGUUCCCUAUGGACUACUACAUAGGGUCCAAUUUAAGAUUUAUUAUAAUCAACACAGUGAGACGCGCCAUUGUACCUCAUUUUAAUAUGGCUGUCCUUUCCCCGCCGUUCCAGUGGAAAGGACAUAUAUACAUAUGUUUUCACCCGACUUUUUCCAUCUCCCCUGUAGACGCCGUCAUCGCAGUACUCUGGAUAGGUCUCGCGUUGUCCGGUUUCCUGGUUCAACAUUAUCAUAACCGGGCCAGGCCUCCCUUCCCGCCGCCCCCGCGGAGCGUGAGACCGGUCUACGAGCCGAGAAGACGUUACGGACAAAUCACUGCACCAAUUAUGCCGGUCUUCGUGGCGCCGUCGGAAAGAACGCCUCUGUUGGCCUAA